Porites lobata is the source of this 474-nucleotide messenger RNA. The record is from the annotation of a GenBank genome assembly. NCBI's taxonomy places the organism in Eukaryota, Metazoa, Cnidaria, Anthozoa, Scleractinia, Poritidae.
AUGGCCCAAGACUAUACCAAAGGUGGUCUACGUGCUCCAAGCAUAGAGACCAUGGCCAAAUCACUCAAACUGGCGUGGAUAUCGAGGUUCUUACAAAGUAUACCUGCGCAUGACGACGAAUCAUGGAAGGUCAUUCCCAACCACUUUUUCGAUAAAUUCGGUGGCUUGAACUUCCUGCUACGUAGUAAUUAUGACAAGGAUUUUCUUGAUAAAAUGUGUCUCCCUUACUUCUAUAAGUUGAUAUUACUACAUUUCUUAGAACUUAAAACUUCUUAUAAUACGCAGUUUUGCAGGUUUGUAUUAUUCAACAAUAAAGAUAUUUUAAUUGGCGGACGUUCAUUCUUUUAUAGAAGUUGGAUGAAUAAAAAUGUCUUUCUCGUUCAAGAUCUCUUAGGAGAUGAUGGUAAGGUACUUUCUUACUCGGAAUUUUUUAGGAAAUUUCAACUGAACGGUAAUUUCUUACAAUACAUGUAA